GGAAUGACAUAAAAUCAGUUAAAUCGAUUCAACACCUUUGAAAAGCCACACCUAAAAUGAAAAAAAAAAAUCCUUUUUUUUUCCAGGUCAAUCAUUUUUAAAGCCAGCACAGCUGAGGUGUUUCCAAGCACUGCUUAACCUGCAACUUUGGACAGAGAUUUCUACCAGAAACAAAACAGUGUAGGUGUAUCGAUCGAUGACGUCAUCGAGUCACAUGUCGGAAAGUGGGCGUGGUUUCUGGAACAGAAUCCGACCAGCAUUGUGGCAUCUAGAACUCUAUAAAAUUUGUUGCUGUUCGCGCUUUCAGUUGUUGGUCGCCCACGCCAACACUACACGUGACAAUCACACAUGUGAACUAGGAUAUCACACAUGAACUCUUGAAAAUCAUGAACUCUUUUUAGAGUACCAAUCCUCAAAAGAAAAGAGCGCAAAAUAUUUUAACUCCAUGCUGUGUUCGGAAUUUCGAACAUCUAACAGAACUUGAAGAUCUUCAUACAUGGGAGAAAAGAAAUUUGUUGCAGAAUUAAUGGGCCUUAAAAAUGAAGCAUUCCAAAACAGUUAUAAAAUUUACAAUAUGACACAGUUUUGAGAAGUUUUCCAACAGUUUUUGAAAUAUGCAGCAACAAGCUGAGUCGGACAACAGAACUAUCAUCAAUCUUACGAUGCGAUAGCCACCUGAAAAUUAACAAAUCAAUACAAGAACAAAUAGUGAUCAGAGACUAGAUUUCAUACCGAAAAAUGCAUUCUGGACAAAACUAGCAAUAAAACAUAAAUUUUCUAUACUUCAAGAGUCUUUUUUAAAAUAUAGAUAUGUAAAUUAUUUUACGAACGCGUUCGAUGCUUUAAUACUUUACCACUCAUUUUAGAAAUGUAUAUUUUUGAAACUCGAGCUAUCUGAAGAAAUUCUGGUGAUUAUUUGAAUUGUUUGUAUAAAAACCUGAUUAUGAGUAGUAGGUGGAAAGUCUCUUAUUAAGCCUUACAACGAUUCUAGAAAUAUAUUUAGUAUUCGAACCAGCAUAUCACUCAACUAUGUCUUCAAUUCCCCAACAAGAAUCCAUGAAACCUUCUUCGAAGUCACCAAUACCGAGAAGCAGAUCUGAUUUCAGCUAUGUUGGAUUAACACCCAAAGAGAAAAGGUGGACCACGGAUUUUUCAUUGCUACUUCCUCCAUUUUCAAGAGACUCGUCAGGGUACUCACGCCUGACAGAGUCACCAGUGACUCUCCAACCGAAACCUAGAAACAAUAGUGCAACUAAACUUGUCAAAAGUCCAACCAUGGAUUCCACUGCUCUAAGAUCCAAGAAAAAUACCGAAUCUCGGACCAUAAACAGAAGUCCUACUUUUGAUCUACCGCUUACAAAAUGCACCACAAAAGACAUCAACGCUGCCAGCGAUACCAAAUACCAAAACAGAACAUCUUCUCAGCUUCCAAAGUCUAGUCCAGUCAGUAGUUCCAAGUCUCUGAAUCGAAUAAAAUACCCCGGGGCUUCUUACUGCAAUUUGGAGCCUGGACGUUGCCUCAGGCAUGAAAUGUUGAUGCGCCGAAGUCCGACAAUGGAUUAUAAGGUUUUGAAUCCCAACAGGAUUACUGCUAGUAUCAGUAGGAGUCCAACUCUUGAUCCAACAGUAUUGAGUCGGAGUCCAAGAGAUACCUGUCGUUAUGCAAACGGUCAUCUGCCAGGAAGGAGUCCUUUGAGCAAUAGAGUUACUUUAUCACCUUCUGAAGUUGUCAGAUCCCAAUCAAUGCGAUCGCUUCGGAAAGCAGGAGACAAAAGUCCUUCAAGAAUAAGAAAUUCCGAAAGUGCCCAAGGUGACGUCACUUCACUACGCAAGCCUUAUCCAUUGGCGGAAGCUGACGAAUUUGACGAGGAAGAUAUUCGCCGCCUUCGAAAUUUCACUGUGACAUCUAAAGGGUUAAUCAACUGGGGUGAUUCUUUUCGAUCCCAUUCACUGACAUCAGUUCCUGCUCUGGACUUUACCCCAUCCUGCAGCAAUAGCCAAUGGGAUGUCGCCUCAACUAAAUCGUAUCCCAUGACUUCCAGCAGUUCGCAUUGGAAUUGCAACAGAAAACCACAAAGAUACAAAGUUGCAUUGAUGGGAGGUGAUGAAGUGGGGAAGACGUCUCUCAUUAGACAGUUUCAAACCUCUGAAUACAUUUGCGCCUUUGAUACGAGCUAUGAUACUACUAAAGACUAUGCUAUAACUGUGAUAUUAAAUAAAGAAGAAUCCGAAUUAGAAUUUGUUGAGUUGCGUUCACCUGAUGAUGAGAGUGAUGAAAAAGAUAUCAAUGUGAAAGAAACUGCAACACAUGUGCGCAACUCUCUGAACAUUCCAUACGCCGAUGCCCACGUGAUCGUCUAUUCAGUGACAAACAGAAGGAGCUUUCUGCGCGCUUUAGACCUUACUUCCAAAGUUUUAAGAACGUUCAAGAGAAGUGCUGUUCUUUUAGUUGGGAAUAAAUCUGAUUUGGUGAGAGUAAGAGCAGUGACUACGGAUGAUGGUCAAUCUGCCGCAAAAGAGAGAGGCUGUUCUUUCAUUGAGACCUCAGCUGCCAUCAAUCAUCAGGUUGACGAGUUACUCGCAUCUAUAUUGACUCAAAUACGAGCCAAAAAUAAAACUUCCUCAGAUUGCUCUGCUGCCAGCAGGUGGAGCCACUCUCCUUAUUCCCUGUCAAGAGCCAAAGGGUUGAUCAAGAAAUUCCUGAAGAAAGCUUGCUUCCAGUCUAAAUCAUCAGACAAUCUUCAAAGGCUGUAAGAAGCCAAUGAAUCAGUGCCUUUUUCUUUGUCAGAAAUCUGUUUGUGGUUCGAAUGAUUUGAAUUGUAGUGUGUUGUUCUCAUCUUCAUAGAAUAAAUGUUUUUAAAAAAUGGUGUAAUAUCGUGCAGA
Parasteatoda tepidariorum (common house spider) is the source of this 2883-nucleotide messenger RNA. RefSeq lists its product as uncharacterized. Gene Ontology annotation, molecular function: GTP binding; calcium channel regulator activity; GTPase activity. Gene Ontology annotation, cellular component: plasma membrane. NCBI's taxonomy places the organism in Eukaryota, Metazoa, Arthropoda, Arachnida, Araneae, Theridiidae. The record is from RefSeq and is a predicted model, not a curated record.